GGAAAUUUUGCUACAUGCGAGACCCCUUGGCUUUUGCUGCUUUUUAUUUCGUCUUAUAUUGGUAUCUUCAGGCCCAAGGGGCGCGGUGCGUUCGGAUCGAGACUAACUUGCUGGCCUGUUUUUCCCCAUUUCUUCUAGAACGCCGCACUGCCGACCGCUUUUCACAAUCUCAAGCCCAUCCUUGCCAGCAGCGCGUUUGGCCCGCACCUACUAAAAACCUCGACCUUUUCCCCAGAACAUCGUGUGCUUCCCUGGCCGAACAAACAAGACCGCACGCACCGAUCCCAAGGCCGCACUAUCGUGGUAACGGCGCCGAAUUUAUCUCACUUUGAAGACGAGCAUACCCUAUGGGACUGA
Molecule: messenger RNA, 357 nt
Organism: Podospora pseudocomata
Lineage: Eukaryota; Fungi; Ascomycota; Sordariomycetes; Sordariales; Podosporaceae
Exons: 2
Coding region: 15-332 (105 amino acids)
Source: RefSeq, a predicted model, not a curated record